CUCUCCUUUCUGGCGCGCAGCAUGAGCGCGGCCGCUCAGUCUCCUACCAUGGUGCAGCCGGAGGCCGGAGGAGGCGAGCGGGAGCCCUUGCCUCCGGGCUGGGAGGUGAAGAUCGACCCACAGACCGGCUGGCCUUUCUUUGUGGAUCAUAACAGCCGCACCACUACUUGGAACGACCCGCGCCUGCUGGGGGACCAUCUGAAGGAUAUCCAAUCAGCAAAUGGUCCAUCUCGAAAUAGUCCAAACCAGUCCCAAGUCAGAGAUGGAAGCAUCAUAUACCCAAAGCUUCGUGCCGGCUACAUCCCCAUUCCAGUCAUACAUGAAGGUGCAGAAAACAGACCGCAAUACUCAUUCUCUUCUGGCUACCAGCCUGGCAUGCAGCGAGUCAAGUCAGAAACCAUUCCUGGCACAAUGCGAGCCCCAUCACCUCUAAGGGGAAGUUUUGCCCGUCCACAGUCCCCUGCUAGAAGACUUGCAGAAGCUGCUGAGACAGAUAAACAAUGUGGACAGACAACAACAGCUGCACCGGCCCAUGUACCCUGCUCCCAUGGAACUGAGCAGCCUCCAUCACCUGCAUCUUCUGAAUCACCAACCAUUUCCCCUCAGUCAUCAGGCAGGCCCAGCCUGGGAAACCACCAGCUCCCUCAUGGAUAUAUUCAGAUCCCUGUGAUCCACGAGGGAAAUGUUCCAAGACAACCAUCACAAGGCUAUCAUCAGGCACAGAAGACACAUUACCCAGCCCAGCAAAGUGAUUACCAAGCUCAUCAGCCAGUGUACCAUCAAAUUCAGUUGGAUGAUCUGGACCAGAAGCCUCCACGUGCGCAGUCUCCAUUCAGGAAGUCACAGAGAGGCUCAGCAAGUCGGGAAAGUUCACCAGGCAGAAUCCAGUCUCCAACACCCAUCAGAAUACAGCCAGUCAAAUCUCAGGCUUCUCAGCAACAAGUGCCAACCCAAGGAUCACCACCAACUCUACCCCCUAAUGCCAAGUUUGAAAACAAGACAGGGCAAUCUGGAGCAGAGAUUCCUGCUCCACGUGUCCCCAUUCAAAUUAUUCAUGCUGAUAUAAACACAGAUACUAAUCCACCUCUGCAGAAACCACCUCCCACAGCAGAAAAUGUUGAUAAAAAGAUUCCUUGCCCUCCUAAUGCUGCUCCUAGAGAAGGAAGUCCUUUCCCACAAGAACAUGAACCACAGAAGACUUCAGAAGUGGAAGAGCCUCAGAAACACUCAGGAGUCUUGAAAGUUGAAGCUAUUCUAAAUAGAGUACAACAUCUAGAGCAGGAAGUUGAUUCUUUUCAAGGUAAGAAAAAUGGCAAAAAAUACUUAAUGAUUGAAGAGUAUUUGACCAAAGAGCUGCUAGCCUUGGACUCUGUGGACCCUGAGGGUCGUGCAGAUGUUCGACAGGCCCGGAGAGACGGUGUAAGAAAAGUCCAGAAUAUAUUGGAAAGACUUGAGCAGAAAGCGGAAGAUGUUCCAGAGCCCAUUCAAGGGGAUGGACUUCAGCCACCUUUGCCUGAGGUGACGCAGGAAAGAAUGGAUGUUGAUCCUCUAGUGGAAAACGUUUGUAAGGAUAUAAGCAAUGGGAAUGCCAAGGAGCAAAUAAAAAUGGAAAGGGAUCAGCCUGGAUGUAAGGAAGGCAUCGUUACCAAUCUUGCUAAAGAAACAAACACAUCUGAAAAUGUGACUCAACCAUAGCUACAGGCAAAAAGUAAAGUCCUUGGACUCUAAGUUAAAGUGUGUGUUAAGUGAAUGUUAACUUGCAUGCAUUUCAGGAGCUUUGCACCAAUUGGUUUUUAAUCAACAUAGCAGCUUGGAACACUGUAAACACUCAGGUGGGGAAGAUGUGGGGGGAUAAGGAAAAUACAUUUAGCCUAUAUUCUGUAUAUUGCUCAGAGGAUGUGUUUGAAGAAUAUCUUAUAAAAUGGUUUCUUUCAAGCUAACCCAGUGGGGAAAAAUGUAUUGGGUCAAUAUCGGCAAAUAGAGUGACUUAUGUAAAAUCUUUACCUAACCGCAUCAGAAUAACAAAUCCAUUUUUAAUAGGACACUCUUAAAGGGGGAAAAAACAUUUUCACUAUUAGGCACUUUAUGUACUGAUGCCUGGAAACUGUGUUAAGAAAAUCUAGGGAUAUUUAUAUGUGUUGAGAAUUUUAGUGCUAUAUUUUAAAUGGGAAAAGAAAUAAAACAAUACUGUAGAAACCUAA
Messenger RNA from Elgaria multicarinata webbii, 2201 nucleotides. It is a transcript of the gene BAG3, whose product is annotated as BAG cochaperone 3. Gene Ontology annotation, molecular function: adenyl-nucleotide exchange factor activity; protein-folding chaperone binding. The coding region runs from base 22 to 1695 and encodes 557 amino acids. The transcript has 4 exons. Gene Ontology annotation, cellular component: membrane; cytoplasm; cytosol. The record is from RefSeq and is a predicted model, not a curated record. NCBI's taxonomy places the organism in Eukaryota, Metazoa, Chordata, Lepidosauria, Squamata, Anguidae. Gene Ontology annotation, biological process: negative regulation of striated muscle cell apoptotic process; muscle cell cellular homeostasis; protein stabilization.